AUGAAUAAACAGGCGUUCAAUGAUUCGAUUAGCGGAGAAGUUACUCAUAUAAAUGAUGAUCUGACAAGUGCUCCGCUUGAUCAAUCACAAGGCAAUCUGUCUGCAGCAGGAAUUAAUGGACAUGAAGCGCAAUUCUCUGACUCUGAAGGAGAAGAUGAAUUCAUCAGACGCCAUGGCCAUAUUGACUUCCAGUAUAUUAAAAAGCCUAAAGACGCAAUAUGGUUUAUUAGACCUCAUGCACUCAACUAUUUUAAGGAUGUUGUAUUAUAUAGAACUAAAGGAGAGAGGACGUCGGCUAAGACUGAAUUGUUUUUGGAUUUGAUGUAUGUUGGAAUUAUUAGUAACUUGGCAGGGCAUGCAACAGAAAAUGCUAGUGGAGGUGCAUUAUUAAAGUAUGUUUUGCUUUUUGUCCCGGCAUGGGUGGUUUGGGCCGAUAUUAAAGACUUUACAAACUAUUACUAUAACGAGGAUUUAUCGCAAAAAGUGUACAUUAUUUGGAUUUUGGUACUUUUGACAUUAUUUGUGAACUCUUCCAGUGAUGUUCUAGAGGGUGUUGAGGGGGCUGCAUACACAAUUGUUCCAUAUAUUCUUUGUCGAGUUUCAUUAGCCAUUUCAUUGUUAAUAUACUCUUUGUACAUUCCAGAGCAUAGAAUUCAAAUGAGGAUUUACAGUGUUUGCAUCUUUAUUACUUGUUGUAUUUGGAUACCGGUCAUUUUUAUUCCAACCCGAGCAAAAAUUGGACUUUCAAUCGCUGUCCUUUUCCUAGAACAGCUUUCUUUCGUUGUUGUUUAUCAUCCUGUGACAAAGAGACUUUUAAAACUUACAACUUCUACUGCAUUGAAUAUUGAACAUGAAGUCGAGAGAUUUGCUACAUUUGUAACUAUUGCAAUUGGUGAAUUUUUGUAUAAAGUUGUGGCAACAAAUCCUUUGGGUACGGGUUUUAGCUCGAAAUUUGCAAGAGGUACAUUUUUGUUAGUGAUUGCUUACAUCUUGUUUUGGAUUUAUAAUAAUGGUUCCAAUUCAAAAAAAAACCACGCAUGCAUUGAGACACAGCGGCUGGACUGCCAUAAUAUGGAUCUUUUGUCACAUUCCGUUAGUUGCAAGUUUGGUUCUUGGAGCAGAUGCGGGUGGGGACUUAACCGAGUUGGAUAUUACUAG
This is a messenger RNA of Debaryomyces fabryi, 1158 nucleotides long. RefSeq lists its product as uncharacterized. The record is from RefSeq and is a predicted model, not a curated record. Lineage: Eukaryota; Fungi; Ascomycota; Pichiomycetes; Serinales; Debaryomycetaceae. Bases 1 to 1158 code for a protein of 385 amino acids. The transcript has a single exon.